AUGGAUCCGGGCGGCGGGGGCGGGAUGCUUCUGGAGGACUUCGGGCAGCGCGUGGACCUCACGCGCCGCAUCCGCGAGGUGCUCGCCAACUACCCGGAGGGCACCACCGCGCUGCGGGAGCUCAUCCAGAACGCCGACGACGCUGGCGCAGGGCGCGUCCGCCUCUGCCUCGACCGCCGAUCGCAUGGGAGGGCGUCGCUGCUGGCCCCCGCGCUCGCGCAGUGGCAGGGCCCAGCGCUGCUUGCUUACAACGACGCGGUGUUCACCGACGAGGACUUCGCCAGCAUCUCCCGCAUUGGAGACAGCAGGAAGGUCGCCCAGACGUGGAAGACUGGCCGCUUCGGGGUUGGUUUUAACUCAGUUUACCACUUGACUGACUUGCCGUCGUUCGUGAGUGGCAAGUACGUUGUCCUAUUCGACCCCCAGGGUGCUUAUCUUCCAAAUGUGUCGGCAGCAAAUCCUGGAAAGCGCAUCGACUAUGUCAGUUCAUCAGCAAUUACAAUGUACCAUGAUCAGCUUUCACCGUACUGUGCGUUUGGCUGCGACAUGGAAGCAUCAUUUCUGGGAACUCUGUUUCGUUUUCCUUUGAGGAGUUCUGAGCAAGCAUCUUCAAGUCGGUUAUCAAGACAGUCAUACACAGAAGAUGAUAUUUUAUCUCUUUUUGCCAAACUGUACCAAGAAGCUGUAUAUAAUUUGCUGUUCCUUAAAAAUGUUCUAUCACUUGAGAUGUAUGUGUGGGAAUCUGGUAUGACUGAGCCAAAAAUAAUAUACUCUUGUUACUUAGGGCCACAGAGUGAAAAGCUGUCCUGGCAUCGCCAAGCCCUUGUCAGGUUCUCUGGCACUCCUGUUGAAUCUUCUAAGCAGAAGUUGGACUCUUUCUCGAUGGAUUUCAUAUCAGAAGCAUUCUUGGGCAACAAGAUUGAGAAAAAGAGCUCUACCUAUUUUAUCGUUCAGGGAAUGGCAUCUGCAUCAAGUAAAAUUGGUAUUUUUGCAACUGCAGCUGCCAAGGAAUAUGAUCUUCACUUACUGCCUUGGGCUUCUGUUGCUGCUUGCAUCUCCAACACAGGGCUUGAGGAUACUGUUCUCAGACAGGGUCGUGCUUUCUGUUUUCUUCCUUUGCCAGUAAGGACAGGACUAUCUGUGCAUGUCAAUGGUUAUUUUGAAGUUUCAUCCAACCGACGUGACAUUUGGUAUGGUGCUGACAUGGACAGGGGUGGUAAGCUUCGCUCUGAUUGGAACAGGCUACUGUUGGAAGAUGUUGUCGCUCCGUUGUUCAGAGAACUGCUGAUGAAGUUGCGGAUGCUUUCUGACUCCACAAUAUCAUAUUAUUCACUGUGGCCAACUGGUUUAUAUGAGGAGCCGUGGAGUAUCCUUGUGGAGCAAAUUUACAAGGCUAUUUACACCUCUCCAGUCUUGCAUUCAGAGAUUGAAGGCGGGACCUGGAUAUCACCAGCUGAUGCUUUGCUUCAUGAUGAGGGAUUCUCAGGAAGCAAUAAUCUUAAUGAAGCCCUCGUGUUGGUAGGCAUGCCAAUUGUCCGCGUAUCUAAUGCAAUAGGUGAUAUGUUUUCAAAAUUUUAUAUGCAGUCUAUGCUCAAAAUAGUGAGUCCUGCUAUAGUGAGGCAUUUCCUCAAGAAUUAUGCUAAACUUGCUACACUAGGAAAGUCUCAUAAGUUGAUAUUAUUGGAAUAUUGUCUUACUGAUGUUGACAGUACUGAUAUUGGUAAAUGCAUGAAUGGCCUUCCACUGAUUCCACUAGCAAAUAUGCAGUAUGGGACUUUUUCUGCUAGUUCGCAAGAGGGCUAUUAUUACGUCUGUGAUAACAUCGAAUAUGAGCUUCUAGCUGAAGUUGGUGAUAGAAUAGUUGACAGAAGCAUCCCUCCUGUACUACUAGACAAGCUGUAUCAGAUAGCCAGUGAUUCCGAGGCCAACAUUAGGCUCAUUGAUGGCCCGAUCUUCUGCCAGCUCUUACCCAGGUUAUUUCCUCCUGGAUGGAAGCUUAAAGAUCAAGUUCCCUGGAAUCCAGGCUUGGGUGGGUCAUCUCCUACAGCAGCCUGGUUUAAACUUUUUUGGCAGUAUAUAGGGGGACGCUCGUAUGACCUUCAUUUGUUUAGUGAUUGGCCUAUACUGCCAUCUACUUCUGGCCACCUUCACAGGGCACGUACAAGCUCAAAAUUAAUCAAAACAGAAUCACUGUCUAAUUUGAUGAAUGAACUCCUGGCAAAGUUUGGUUGCAAGAUACUGGAUGCUGAAUAUUUGAGUGACCACAAGCAAUUGUCGUUUUAUGUGUAUGAUGGUGAUGCAACUGGAGUUCUUCAGUCAAUCUUUGGGGUUGUCUCAUUGGAAGGUGUUGACUUGCAAUCUCUGUUUCAACACAUUACCCCUGGUGAAAAAAAUGAACUGUACCAGUUUCUUCUGGAUCCAAAAUGGUAUUUAGGAGCCCGCCUUUCUGACAUAAGUAUAAAUCAAUGCAAAAAGCUUCCGAUCUUCAGGGUAUUUGAUGGAGGUUCUCCCAGUACUUAUGGUUUCUCGGAUUUGUCCAGUUCAAGAAAGUAUCUGCCACCUCUUGGUGUUCCUGACCACUUACUCAAUGCCGACUUUAUUUUCUCUAUUUGCCCAAGCGAUGAAGAUAUCAUAAUGAGAUAUUAUGGCGUUGAACGCAUGCCGAAAUCAAACUUCUACCAGAGUUAUGUUCUGAAUAGAUUGGACAAGCUGCAAUCGGAGUUGCGCGAUUCAGUUCUAUUAACAAUCUUACAAGAUCUGCCUCAGCUGUCCUUGGAGGAUCCAAUGUUCAAGGAAACCUUGAAAACCCUUAGAGUUGUUCCCACUAUCAAUGGAACUUUAAAAAGCCCACAAUCUCUUUAUGAUCCCCGGGUGGAAGAACUCUAUGUUCUUCUCCAGGAAUCAGAUUGCUUUCCGCAUGGUUUAUUUCAAAAUCCAGAUGUUCUUGAUAUGCUGCUUUGCUUGGGGCUUAGAACUUCAGUUUCUACUGAUACCAUAUUACAAAGUGCUCGGCAGAUUGAUUCACUUGUGAACAUAGAUCAGCAGAAGGCUCAUUCAAGGGGUAAGGUCCUUCUUUCAUACCUUGAAGUUCAUGCUCACAAAUGGUAUGUGAAUAAGCUAUCUGAUGGUCGGAAGAAGGUGAGCAUGCUAGCUAAAGUUACCACUGCGCUCAGGCCUCGUGACAAAUCUUGGGAAUUUGAUCUUGAAAAGUUCUGGAGUGAUCUGAGACUGAUUUGCUGGUGUCCUGUGUUGUCUACUGCACCAAGUCCAGCUUUGCCAUGGCCUUCAGUAUCAUCAAUGAUAGCUCCACCUAAGCAAGUAAGGAUGCAGGAAGAUAUGUGGAUUGUUUCUGCUGGCUCACGUAUUCUCGAUGGUGAAUGCACUUCCUCAGCCUUGUCGUACAGCUUAGGUUGGUUGUCGCCUCCAUCAGGGAGCGUGAUUGCAGCUCAACUGCUUGAAUUGGGCAAGAACAAUGAAAUUGUGACUGAUCAAGUCCUUCGGCAAGAAUUAGCUUUGGUGAUGCCUAAGAUUUAUUCUUUGCUGACAAACUUGAUUGGUUCUGAUGAAAUGGAUAUUGUGAAAGUGGUUCUAGAAGGAUGCAGAUGGAUUUGGGUGGGUGAUGGAUUUGCGAAAACAGACGAAGUUGUUUUAAGUGGCCACCUUCAUCUAGCACCAUACAUUCGUGUUGUUCCAAUUGAUUUAGCAGUGUUCAAAGACUUGUUCUUGGAGCUCGGCAUAAAGGAGCACCUGUACCCUGUUGAUUAUGCUAGUAUUCUCAGCAGAAUGGCCAUAAGGAAAGCUUCAGCUUCACUUGAAGCUGAAGAAUUAAGAACAGCUAUCUUGGUUGUGCAGCAUUUAUCUGAGUUCCGGUUUCAGGAUCAGCAAACACAAAUAUAUUUACCCGAUUCUUCGUCUAGGCUCUGUCUAUCUUCUGAACUUGUAUUCAAUGACGCUCCUUGGUUACUUGAUUUUGGUCAUGACAUCAGUGGGAGUGCAUCAAGCAUUGCUUUAAGCUCGAAAAACCUCUUGCUUGCUGAGAGUUCUGAUUCGAUGAAUUUGAGUUUGUCAGGAGUUGCUGAAGCGUUUGGACAGCAUGAAGACUUGACUACACGACUCAAGCAUAUUGUUGAGAUGUAUGCAGAUGGCCCUGGAAUUCUCUUUGAGUUGGUACAGAAUGCAGAAGAUGCUAAGGCUUCUGAGGUUGUGUUUUUGCUGGAUAAGACUCAGUAUGGAACUUCAUCCAUUCUUUCACCUGAAAUGGCUGAAUGGCAAGGACCUGCUCUCUACUGCUUUAAUGAUUCAGUUUUUAGUCCACAUGACCUUUAUGCCAUCUCACGAAUAGGUCAAGACAGCAAACUUGAGAAACCUUUUGCAAUUGGAAGGUUUGGUCUUGGCUUCAAUUGUGUGUAUCACUUCACAGAUAUUCCUGGAUUUGUUUCCGGUGAGAAUAUUGUCAUGUUUGAUCCACAUGCCUGUUAUUUGCCAGGAAUAUCUCCAUCUCAUCCAGGUUUAAGGAUACAAUUUGUAGGAAGAAGGAUAUUAGAUCAGUUUCCUGAUCAGUUCACCCCAUUCUUACAUUUUGGUUGCAAUUUGCAACAGCCAUUUCCAGGUACACUCUUCCGGUUCCCCCUUAGGAAUGCGGCAGCUGCUUCGAGAAGUCAAAUAAAACGAGAAAUGUAUGCACCACAAGAUGUGGAAAUGCUUUUCUCUUCAUUCUCUGAAGUUGUAUCUGAGGCUCUACUUUUUCUCCGUAAUGUUAAAAAGGUUACUCUAUAUGUCAAGGAGAACAACAGUCAGGAGAUGCGACUUGUUCAUUGUGUGUCCAGGAAUAAUAGCUCUCAGAUGGGUAAAGAACCUCAUGCACAUGGCGCAAUGCUUGCAUUUAUACAUGGAAACCAACCAUCAGGAAUGGAUAGAAAUCAGUUUUUCAGUAAGUUGAAUAAGACUAAAGACAGUGAGUUGCCCUGGAGUUGUCAGAAGGUUACUAUUCUUGAGCAGAACCCUUCUUCACACUUGUUGCACUCAUGGAUUUUAGCUGAAUGUAUAGGCGGGGGUCAUGCUAGAAAGUUGUCAACUGCCUCUGGUAGUAAAUCUCACUUCUUUGUUCCGUGGGCAUCUGUUGCUGCAUAUCUGCAUUCAGUGAGUGUAGAUAAUACAAAAGAACUAUCUGCUGAAGCUGAAGUCAGCCAUGAUAACUCAGUUUUCACAAACACAGAUCUUGGAUCUUCUAAGGUCAGGAAAAAAUUUGAGGGUCGGGCCUUUUGCUUUCUUCCUCUACCAAUCAAUACUAGCUUGCCAGUGCAUGUAAAUGCUUAUUUUGAACUCUCUUCAAAUCGAAGGGAUAUCUGGAUCGGAAAUGACAUGGCUGGGGGAGGAAGAGUACGAUCAGAGUGGAAUUUAGCGCUGCUUGAAGAUGUCGUUGCUCCUGCUUAUGGGCACCUGCUUUCAGCUGUUGCUGAAGAGCUUGGUCCCUCUGACUUGUUUCUGUCAUUUUGGCCUAGUGCUGCAGGUGUUGAACCAUGGUCUUCCAUGGUGUGGAAACUCUAUGUAUCUAUUGCGGAACUUGGAAUUCACGUUCUAUAUACAAAAGCUCGAGGUGGUCACUGGCUGUCAACAAGGCAGGCUAUUUUUCCAGAUUUCAGUUUCUCAAAGGCAAUGGAGCUGGCAGAACUUCUCUCUCAAGCUGGUUUGCCUGUGGUAUCUGUAACCAAGCCAAUAAUUGACAAUUUCAUUAAUGCAUAUCCAUCAGUUCAUCUACUAAAUCCUCAUUUGCUGAGGAAUUUGUUGAUCCGACGGAAGCGUGACUUCAGAAGCAGAGAAGAGGCUAUACUUGUUCUUGAGUAUUGCUUGAGUGAUAUGGGAGAUCCUUCUUUUUGUGAUAAAUUGCAAGGUUUGGCUCUUCUUCCUGUGGCAAAUGGAUCAUUUACAACAUUCAACAAAAGAGGGGAGGGUGAGAGAGUAUUCCUUACUUCACAAAUAGAAUUUGAACUUCUUAAGGAUUCCAUACCACAUCUUGUUAUUGACAAUUCUUUACCAGAAGGUGUUUCGAAGAAGUUGUAUGACAUAGCUUAUUCUGCACGCAUGAACAUAUAUAUAUUCACAAGUAAUCUUCUCAUUGAGCUGUUGCCUAGGAUCUUGCCACCUGAAUGGCAACAUGCUAAGCAGUUGUCUUGGUUUCCUGAGCAGCAAGGCCAGCCAAGUAUGGAAUGGAUGGUAUCACUCUGGAAUUUUUUGAGGCAUUCCUGUGACGAUAUUUCAGUUUUUGCAAAGUGGCCUAUACUACCUCUUGUAGAUGGCGCGGUCGUGCAACUUGGGAAUGCUGCAAAUGUAAUAAGAGAUGAUGGAUGGAGUGAAAAUAUGCAUUCCUUGCUUCAAAAACUGGGAUGUUUAUUUCUGCGAUCUGAUCUGCAGAUAGAACAUCCCCAGUUAGCGAAUUUUGUUCAGGAAUCCACUGCUGCUGGUGUUUUGAAUGCUGUGCAGUCUGUAGCUUCUAAUCUCCAGGAUAUCAAGGAAUUGUUUAUGAGCACUUCACUGGCAGAAGCACAUGAACUCCGAAGUUUCAUUUUCCAGUCAAAGUGGUUUUCCGGAAAUCAGAUCACCUCCUCCCAUAUGAAUACAAUCAGGAACCUCCCAAUAUUUGAAUCUUAUAAAUCUAGGGAACUUGUUAACUUGACAAAUCCUAGAAAAUGGCUUAAACCAGAAGGGGUGCAUGAGGAUUUAUUGAAUGCAAGCUUUAUAAGAACUGAAUCUGUGAAGGAGAGGUCAAUUUUGGUAUCAUACUUUGAUAUCAAGGAACCUCAAAAGGUUGAAUUUUACAAGGACCAUGUCCUUCCUCGAAUGUCAGAGUUUCUUUUGCAGCCAGCUAUUAUUUCAGCAGUUAUUCGUGAUGUGAAACUGUUGAUAGAUAAUGAUGAUUCAGCAAGAGCUGCAUUAUGUGAGACCCCUUUUGUCUUGGCAGCCAAUGGAGCGUGGGUCCAGCCCUCCAGGCUCUAUGAUCCUCGUGUGCCUGAGUUACUGAAGUUGCUGCACCAAGAAACCUUCUUUCCUUCAGAAAAGUUCAUGAUGACUGAAGUAAUUGAAUUAUUGGGUAGUUUUGGAUUGAAAAGAAAUUUCGGUUUUAGUACUUUGCUUGACAUGGCAAGGUCAGUUUCACUGGUGCAGAAUUCAGGACAAGAUGAUGCAUUUGCUUAUGGGCAAAAACUACUUACCUAUCUAAACAUUCUUGAGUCCAAAACUUCAAACAUGGAGGGCAGAGAAACUUUUCUUAAGGAUGAGAAUCCGGAAGCAUCUGAAAUUAGUGAAAAUUUGGAACCUGAAAAUCAUGGGGAUGUGUGUGAUCCAAGUGACCAAACUAGUGUAUCUUUGUUCUCGAAUUUCGAUUAUGAUAUGCCAGAAGAUUUAUUUUGGUCAGAGCUCAAAAAUAUUUCUUGGUGUCCAGUCCAUGUUGCACCAUUGCUCAAAGGACUUCCAUGGUUCAUAUCUGGAGAUAUCAUAGCACCACCAGUCAUCACAAGGCCGCAAUCGCAGAUGUGGCUUGUUUCAUCAAAAAUGCGAAUUCUUAGUGCAGAUUCAUGUUCCAUGUAUGUGCAAAGAAAACUAGGCUGGUGUGACCCACCAAAUGUGAGCACAUUAUCUUCUCAGUUAGUCGAGCUCUCCAAGUCUUAUGAUGAACUCAAAAUGUUUUCUGCAGACACAGACAUUGAUGCUAUUCUGCAAAAGGAGGUUCAAGUAAUCUACUCAAAAUUGCAAGAUAUUAUUGGCACUACCAGUGGCAACGCUCUAAAAGAGUAUCUGGAUGGAUUUCAAUGGAUUUAUAUAGGGGAUAGGUUCGUGGCACCACAGGCACUUGCUUUUGACUCGCCUGUGAAAUAUCAUCCCUAUCUUUACACAGUUCCAUCUGAACUGUCAGAGUUUAAAAAGUUACUCUCAGAGUUGGGUGUGAGGCAGACAUUUGAUGCAAUGGAUUAUCUGAAUGUGCUCCGCCGUUUAGAAGGAGAUGUCAAAGGAGAGCCGUUGUCCACAGAGCAACUCAGUUUUGUUCAUUGUGUAUUGGAAGCAUUUGUUGACUGUUACCCUGACAGUCAAGCACCUGAUGUGUUACUGAGCUCAUUGGUGAUUCCGGAUUCAUUUGGGGUUCUGACACCUGCUAGAAACCUCGUCUAUAAUGAUGCACCCUGGAUGAAUGCUAAUCCUACUUCAAAGAAUUUUAUUCAUCUCAGUAUUGGCAAUGAACUGGCUAAUAGGCUUGGUGUACGAUCUCUUCGUGGAUCAUCAUUGUUGGAUGAUGAGUUAAUGAGGAAUUUGCCCUGCAUGGAAUAUGCUAAAAUAAGUGAGUUGUUGGCUUUGUAUGGUGAGAGCGACUUUCUUUUGUUUGACCUGAUAGAGCUAGCAGACUAUUGCAAUGCAAAGAAAGUGCAUCUGAUUUAUGACAAAAGAGAACAUCCGAAACAGUCCUUACUGCAGCAGAGUCUAGGUGACCUCCAGGGAUCUUCAUUGACAGUGGUCUUUGAAGGAACCAUAUUGAACCGAGAAGAAGUUUGCAGCUUCCAACUUCCUCCUCCCUGGAAAUUGAGAGGGAACAUCCUUAACUAUGGCUUGGGACUUCUUAGUAGUUACUUUGUUUGUGAUACAUUGACUAUUCUUUCUGGCGGUUAUUUUUACAUUUUUGACCCCUUGGGCUUGACUGGUGGUGCGACUUCCACUGCUACCUCAUCAGCGAGAUACUUCUCUUUGUUAGGAAAUGAUUUGGUCGAGAGGUUUCAUGAUCAGUUCCUCCCAAUGCGUGUUACACAGGAUGCUUCUUUAUGUACUGCAAACUCCACGAUUAUUCGAAUGCCGUUAUCAUCAAAAUGCCUCAAAGAGCUUGAAGCAGGUUGCAAUAUAGUACAACGGGUUUUUGACCGAUUUACACAGAAUCCGUCCAGUACUCUCCUGUUCUUGAGGUCAAUCAUUCAGGAACCCAUUUUCGAAAAGAAAUGGAGAAAGUUUCAAAUAUCCAGAAUAUUUUCAAGUACAAGUGCAGCUAUCAAAAUGCAAGCUAUAGAUGUGCACGUAAUUGAGAGUGGCUGCAGUUAUAUUGACAAAUGGUUUGUUGCCCUUUCCCUUGGAUCAGGUCAAACACGAAACAUGGCUCUUGACAGGCGGUAUCUUGCCUAUAACCUAACCCCCGUUGCUGGAGUAGCAGCGCACAUAGCUCGGAAUGGAGUAUCAACCAAUAUACAUCCAUCCAGUUGUAUAUUAUCUCCCUUACCACUAUCUGGGUCUAUAAGCAUGCCAGUCACAACUUUGGGGCAUUUCAUUGUGAGGCACAGUGGUGGGCGCUAUAUUUUUGGCAGUACACGUGAUGCAUCUCUGCCAGAACUUAAAGAGGACAGGGACAGGUUGGUUGAAGCGUGGAAUAAGGAACUUAUGUUAUGUGUGCGUGAUUCAUAUGUUGAGAUGGUUCUAGAAUUUCAAAAGCUUAAAACAGACCCUCUAUCUUCUGCUAUUGAACCAAGGUCUGCACAAUCUGUGGGUGCUAUAUUACAGACAUAUGGUGAUAGGGUAUACUCUUUUUGGCCAAGAUCGAAGCAGAAUCCAACUUCAUUCACUGGGCAUGGUUCUACUGGAACAAAUAUGGAUUCACCAAGGGCAUCUAAAGCGGAUUGGCAAUUCUUAAUAGAGCAAGUGAUAAGGCCUUUCUAUGUACGGUUAGCUGAUCUUCCUGUUUGGCAACUUUACCAUGGAAAUCUUGUUAAAGUAGAUGAGGGUAUGUUCUUAGCUGACUCAGGAAAUGGAGAUGAUGAUAACCUCCCAUCUGAUAGUGUUUGUAGUUUUAUUAAAGAGCGAUAUCCUGUUUUUUCUGUGCCGUGGGAGUUGGUUAGUGAGAUUCAGGCAGUUGGAGUUACCAUAAGAGAGAUCAGACCUAAAAUGGUUCGGGAACUACUAAAAGCUUCUCCAUCUAUUUUACUUAGAUUCAUUGAAACAUAUAUAGAUGUUCUUGAAUAUUGCUUCUCAGAUAUGGACCCUUACCGCUUCUCGGAUGAUCUACCUGAUGAAUCACGAGUUAACAGCCAACAUGUUGGAACAACGAAUUCUUCUAGAUCGCAUUCUAUGCCUUCUUCGAGCAGCACACUGUCUUACCAAUCAAGUACUCAGAUGGCAGGUACUUCUGGAGGUGAUGCACUUGAAAUUAUGACAUACUUUGGAAAAGCCCUAUAUGACUUUGGUAGGGGGGUUGUUGAGGAUAUCAGCAAAACCAAUGGUCCAGCAUUCCACAGGACUCAAGCUGCUGAAACUAACUUGUUGUCAUCCAUCAUUUCUGAGCUUAAAGGUGUUCCAUUUCCAACAUCAACAAUGCGUCUAACAAAGUUGGGAAUGGCUGAACUCUGGAUAGCCAAUGAGCAGCAGCAGCUAUUGAUGAGCCCUUUGCUGGGUCGCUUUAUCCACUAUAAAUGUCUGGAAAAACCCUUCUUGGCUCUGCUGCUUUCCACUCAGGUUAUCCAUAGGCCUCUGAAACUGAGGAGUUUUUCUCCCAACUUAUUAGCAGGUUAUUUGAAACACAUACUUGAUGAGCGUUGGAUACGAAUUGCACUAGAGAACAAAUCCUCAUGGAUUCCUUGGGACAAUAAUGCUGAAUCAUCAACUACUCCAACUCCCAAAUGGAUUAGAAGCUUCUGGGAAAAUUUCAGUUCCUUGAACGGUGACCUUUCUCUUUUGUCUGAUUGGCCCUUAAUUCCUGCUUAUCUGGACAAGCCGGUUCUCUGUCGUGUGAAGGAACGCCAUCUAAUAUUUGUGCCACCAAUUAGUGAUUCACCAGACCCUCCUGGAGAUGAUGUAGCUGGACAGCUUGAUACACCGGACCCCCCAGAGACAAUACUAGAGAAGCAGAACAGAAUGAAGUGCUUGAUACUGCAUUUAGCAUUCUUUCACCCUAGUGAUGCCCGAUGCCUUUCUUGCUCAUCAAAUGCACAUUUGUUCCUUCAGGCUUUGGGGGUUGAACAACUAAAUGAUCAUGAAAUACUAGUGAAGUUUGCGUUGCCUGGAUUUGGAAAUAAAACAGCUCAAGAGCAGGAAGACAUUUUGACCUACUUGUAUGCUAACUGGAAAGAUCUUCAACUGAACUCUGCUGUAGUAGAAACCUUGAAGGAGACAAACUUUGUGGCAAAUGCAAAUGAAUUUUGUAAAGAGUUUUUCAAACCUGAGGAAUUACUUGACCCUUCAGAUGCUCUGUUGACUUCUGUGUUUUCUGGGGAGAGAUAUAAGUUCCCUGCUGAAAGGUUCAUGUCAGAUGGUUGGCUUGUUAUACUCAGAAAAGCAGGCCUUAGGACAUCCACAGAGGCUGAUAUGAUAGUACAGUGUGCAAGAAAAAUAGAAACCAUGGGACAUGAUAUUAUGCCAUCUUUAGAAGAUGUUGAUGACUUCGAGGCAGAUUUCACAGACAGCAAAAAUGAAAUCCCUUUUGAGAUAUGGUCACUGGCAGAAUCCGUAGUAAAUGUGCUUUUUGCAAAUUUUGCUACUUUGUAUGACAGUGCUUUUUGUGAAAAGAUUGGAAAAAUUGCAUUUGUGCCUGCUGAAAAAGGUUUUCCAAGUAUUGGUGGUAAGAGAGGUGGUCGAAGGGUACUUGCCUCAUACAACGAAGCUAUCUUAUUAAAAGACUGGCCAUUAGCAUGGAGUUCUGCUCCAAUUCUUACCAAACAAACAAUUGUUCCUCCCGAGUAUUCUUGGGGAGCAUUUCGGCUUAGGAGUCCACCUGCCUUCAGUACAGUUUUUAGGCACUUACAGAUUGUUGGUAAAGGCAAUGGUGAGGACACAUUAGCACACUGGCCAACCUCAGCAGGGAUAAUGACGGUGGAAGAUGCCUUUCUACAGGUCUUGCAAUACUUUGAUAAAAUAUGGGGAACAAUAUCUUCUUCAGAAAAAACAGAACUGGAGAAACUGGCAUUUAUACCAGUUGCAAAUGGUACUCGAUUGGUCCCAGUGAAGUCACUUUUUGCUCGUCUGACAAUUAACAUGUCACCUUUUGCUUUUGAGCUUCCAAGUCGGUAUCUUCCAUUUGUUUCCCUUCUUAGAGAGAUUGGGAUGCAGGAAAGCCUUACAAACUCCUAUGCAAGAGAACUUCUUUUGGAUAUCCAAAAGGCAUGUGGCUACCAGCGCUUGAACCCAAAUGAACUCCGUGCAGUUAUGGAAAUCUUGGACUUCAUGUGCCAUGGAAUCAACCAAAGUAUCACAGAUGGAUCAGAUGGUCUUUUCGAUUCAGUAAUACCAGAUGAUGGCUGCAGGCUGGUCACUGCUGCAUCAUGUGUGUAUGUUGACCCAUAUGGUUCUCGUUUACUGAGUAACAUAAAUACAUCAAGGCUAAGAUUCACCCAUCCAGACCUUCCUCAGAAUAUCUGCAGGGCCUUGGGCAUCAAAAAGCUCUCUGAUGUCAUUGUGGAGGAACUUGAUGGAAAAGAAGAAAUUAAAGUUGUCAAUAGCAUUCACUCAGUUACACUAGACAGAAUAAAAGAGAAGCUGCGAAGUAAAUCUUUGCAAAAUGCAUUAAGGAUUGUGAUGAUCAGCGUAACCAAUCAUUUCCCUUCAUUUGAAGCCCUUGCUUUGGUCCAGAUAGAACAGAUACUAGAGGAUAUAUCACAGAAACUGCAACUGGUUCAAUGCCUCCAUACUCGCUUUCUCUUACUUCCCAAUCUCCAAGAUGUUACAAGAACCAUCCAGCAUCCUUCUAUUCAUGAAUGGUCAAGCAAUGGAAUGCACAGAAGCAUUUGUUUCGUCAACAAAGCUACGGGUUAUAUUCUAGUCGCAGAGCCCCCAAGUUUUUUGACAAUAUAUGACAUUAUCGCAAUUGUUGUUAGUCACAGGUUAGGGGCACCAAUGAUCUUGCCGAUUGCCUCACUGUUUGCAUGCCCAGAUGGUUCAGAGAAAGAAGUCCUUCAAAUUCUUCACCUGGGUUCAGACGUUGGAGUUUCAAAACGUGAAGGGAGGUAUGACGCUUCCCUUGGAGCAGAGUUGUUAUCUCAAGAUGCUCGGCAGGUGCAAUUCCUUCCAUUAAGACCAUUCUAUAGUGGUGAAAUUGUGGCAUGGAAGACAGGAAAAGAGGGGGAAAAGCUCAGGUAUGGUAGGGUCCCUGAAGAUGUAAGGCCCUCAGCUGGCCAAGCACUUUACAGAUUUCCAGUAGAGACAGCUCCUGGCGAGACUCGCAUGCUGCUUUCCAGUCAUGUUUACUCAUUUAAAAGUGUUUCAAUGGCUGAUCUCCUAUCUGCACCUUCCCAAGUGAAUGGUGGUGUGGCAUUAGGUGGGCAAGAGAACCUCUUAGCCACCAACACUGGCACUGAAGUCACCAAGGAUGUGGAUGCUGGGCUUCAAUAUGGAAAAGUAUCUUCCACUGAGCUGGUACAAGCAGUCCAUGAUAUGCUUUCGGCUGCAGGAGUAAGGAUGGAUGCUGAGAAGGAAACACUGUUUGAGGCUACUCUUUCCUUGCAAGAUCAGCUUAAAGAAUCUCAAGUUGCUCUCUUGGUGGAGCAGGAGAAGGCCGAAGCAGCUGUAAGAGAAGCUGAUGUCGCCAAAGCAGCAUGGUCAUGCCGUAUCUGCCUGAAUGCUGAGGUCAACAUGACCAUAAUACCAUGCGGUCAUGUCCUAUGUAACCGAUGCUCAAGUUCGGUUUCACGAUGCCCAUUUUGCCGGACGCAGGUGGCCAGAAUGAUGAAAAUAUUCAGGCCAUAA
Molecule: messenger RNA, 13698 nt
Organism: Miscanthus lutarioriparius
Lineage: Eukaryota; Viridiplantae; Streptophyta; Magnoliopsida; Poales; Poaceae
Source: the annotation of a GenBank genome assembly